Molecule: messenger RNA, 13773 nt
Organism: Anopheles gambiae (African malaria mosquito)
Lineage: Eukaryota; Metazoa; Arthropoda; Insecta; Diptera; Culicidae
Gene: Lis-1
Product: lissencephaly-1 homolog
Exons: 7
Coding region: 8444-9679 (411 amino acids)
Molecular function (GO): protein binding
Source: RefSeq, a predicted model, not a curated record
GCAAAAGAGAGGUUUAUCCGCCACAUAGCUCUGCAUAUUCCCGGUGGGGUUUUGUGUUGCACACCGACGCUGGGUGUUUGUUGGGGCAGGUGAGAAAAACCCUCCAAACCCGGGGGAGGAGAGCGGUAUACACUGAGAGCGCGCCGUGUGAGCAUGUGCGUCGUAGUGUAGUACUCCCCUCGUAGUCGAGGUGGGCCGUUUUUUGAGAAAGCGAGCUUUCCUUUGCAGGCUCUGCAUUCCUCUUCAUUGCGUUUUCACGCGUUGCCGAGUGCGGUACAACAACGACAACGACGAUACGAGAGAGAGAGGAAAGCAGCAUUUCGGGCCGCUUCAAAAUUCGAGUUUGGACAAACGACCACGAAGACGACAACCAUUGAGAAAACCUUCUUCAGCAAGCAAAGUAAAGACAAAGUUAAAAACAAAAUACAAUCGUUAAAGUCUAGUCUAGUUGUGUUACGCGUACGCUGUUACACGCGGUUGUGUGAGCGGGCGCGUGUGUGUGGAUCGUUUUCGCCGUUUUUUUUUGCCAAAUCGGUCGACCUUCUCGCGUAACCAAAAAGCACAACCAGCAGUGUUCCCCCUCGCUGUGGUGUCUGGGUAGUGUUUCACCCUUCACCUCCCCACUGGCUGGUGCCCGUGUUUUGGAGUGUACGUCCGACGGACGGAGUUCCAAUACAGUUGAAAGUUUUCCGGCACGUUGCGUUUUUCUUUCCGUUUUUCCAGGGUUGGGGGGGGGUGGCUAAUUUUUGGUCGUUUUUGCGUUUUCUUCACCCCCUCCCGCGUGCUGUGUAAUUCGUAACCCGGCGUGGUGUGGCAGCCCCCCCCGCGGAUUGUGUCACUGAAACACAACACCCCCAUGGUGGUGAUUCUGUAUUGUUUCCAGCGUUUCCAGUGCAAUAAGGCCGCGCUAGGUGGCGAUUCGGAAGGAAAAAUCGAUUCGCCGCCGCUCUUGUUGCUGUGUGGAAAAUCCACCCCAGCUUGACAUGUGACAGUGUGUUUGAUGAUUGCUAUCGCAAAGGAGAAGCAGAAGGCGCUCAACAGCGGUAAAAGUGUCCAUGAGAAAGAGUUAUUUUGAGACGGGGUUUUUGCAACACAAAAGCUCCACAGUGAAGUGUUUUAAAGAAAUAUGAAAUGUGUGUUUGUGUUCAAAAAGCAAAAAGAGCAAAAACCCUCGGAAAAGGCGGCUGCUGCCCCUUUACCGUGUGAUUAUUUGCACCCAUCUCUGCCCUUUUGCUGUGGCUAACUUGUGUAUCUCAAAGCGUGUGUUGGUUGCUGCUCAAAGUGGUCUCUUUUCCCAUACGGUGUAGCUAGUGAUUUCUGCCACAUCAUCAUCUCCCCCUUAUUGUUGCCUUGAGCUUGUGCUGUGUGUGUCCGCCGCAAAGACGCAAAUCAUUGAUUUUAUUCCAGCUGCUCGGGUUUGGCGGCCGCCGGUGGCUCCCGUUCGGUUGCGCUCCAUACAUGCAACUCCCGCAGCUAUGCUGGUGUGCGCAUGUGUGGCUGUGAAGCAACGUGGUGUGGUGUACGGUGUUGUGUGUGGCUGUGUUGGUGCGUGGUUGCGUCGAUUGCGCUCUCAGGUCGUGCCUAUGACUCAUGGUGAAUUCUGAAGUGCACUUUUGGACCGUGAGCCUAGCGUCAGGAGAAGGAGUUGAAGGUGGCUGACGAUUAUGAGGGGCUGUGCGAGGGCGUCUUGAAAUCUCUCUCACUUCGACCAGCAUUACUAAUUUCCAAUAAGUGGACGAUUUGGUUGAUUGGAAGCUCGAAAAGGCUGCUCAUUUUGAUGCCCGCCCACCCCCCGCCACAACACAAUUGAGCAGAAUAAUAGAGUCGAGAGUGGUGUGUGCUUUGAGCUUUGAGUGGUGAGCAGAAAUUGCUCAUUCGAGUGAGAAAAUACGGUGCGAAAGAGCUGCAAUAUGCUCCAUGUUUUGCCGGGGAACCUCUUACGUAAUUUUGUGAGAAAAGAUAAUAUUUUAACAAAAAUGUUUGAAAAUUCUGUAAAAAAAGCAAAAAACAGUUUACUUGAAAAUAUGGAAAAUGUCUGAAAGUGGACUAAAUUCUGAGCCAACCAGCAUCAAAUAAUUGGCAACGUUAUAUUCCGGAACCGGCCGGCAUUUGUUUCGCUAAACGCUUGUGCUGCAAAUUCGCUUGCCUCGGCCGGUCCUGUUAUGCUCUUUUAUGUUGCUCCGGUUGGCCGAUUAACGAACCCCGUACAAAAGACGCUCUUGCCUGCUUGCUAUUCAUCCCUCCCGUUUCCCGAGCUACUACAUUGCGGCUUUUGCAAUGGAAAAUCUACUAACAGUUCUAACUCGGGAUCUGUUGCUGGUUUGGUAACGGGAGAAUAGUCACAAAAGCGGAGUUAGUAGCUCUUGUCAAAUAGAAAAUUGAAUUGAAAAGAAGCCAGUGGAAAACAAGUCACCAAGCAAAACGGAACAAAUCCACCUUCCAAGAUCACGGUCGUCCCCCGUUGCACACCACAAACAGGUUCCGUUGUGGUGCCGGCAGUGUGUGCUUCUUCUCAGGCAUUUUAAAAGCUUUUUUCGGAUUUUGCUCUAGCUCACACCGAGAACUUUGUCGGCAGACAGUAGUGUGGAGCGAUUCCGUACGGAGGUUUUCUAUUUGUACCGCGGCGGGUUCGUGUUCUUGCCGGUGGAGAAGUGGAUGAAGCAAGAAAAAAGCGGCGUACGCGGGUGUUGUUUCAUUUGAAUCCAAAACAUUAAGCCAGGUGGAAAACAACGGAGCCGUUGGGGUGGGGGAGGCCCGUUUUGCGUAGGUUAAUGACCGGCUAGGUUGAGCAUGCAUAGGAGAGGAGGGAGAGAAGACGAAGAACAAGCAAAACAAGCAAGAGGAUGGAAGCAUAUGGGAGUGAAGAGGCAUUAAUGUUGGCGCUUUGGAGGUCCGGAGGUCUUCCUAUUGUGGCUGGUACACCACCACCGACCCCACCACCGUUUAAUGGUCUUGCGUAAUGGUGUUCGGGCUCGAACAACCUACCUCCUCAAACCACAAAAAAUUGUUGGUGGUAGGGUAGGCUUUUUGAAGUAGUUCCCAGAGGUUCCUGGAGCGCUCUGUCAACAGGGAAUGGUUUAUUUUCCUGUGUUGAUCUGUGGUACACAUGUUGCCAUUUUUGUGCAGAAAGUCGUGUUUGGUUAGAGGAUGUCAUUAGUUAGUUCUUCAGUUUUCUGGGAAAUUAAUGUCGUUAGCAUCGUUGUCGUCUUUAAAUUACUUUUCGUCAUGUUUGUUUAGAAAAUUACAUUACAUUACAGGGUUAUCCAGGAGUUUUCAUAGCUGUGGGACACUUUGUUGCCUUCUUCUUACUUGAAAUAAACUUAAUGUAAUGGGAAUUGGACUCUAUAGCCCCCUUGUAGGACAAAUCCAGUAGAAAUGUUCAAGGAGCCUGUUCAAAAUGAGUGCCAUGUAGUCCUAUAUCCAGCAUUUGAAGUUCACUUCCCAUAAGAAAGAGUCCAGGAAGUGUUCCACAACUACGAGAACUCAUGAAAACCCCUGUAGAAUACCACAUACGCCAAUUGUAAAGUUUGAAUUUAACAAAACUAAUUUCAAUUUGGGUAUAGCUCCUGGGCUAUGCUUGUUGCAUUAGAAAACAGACUUGAAUGGACUGUGGCAUCACUACAAGAAAGCACCAGAGGCAAUGGCAGAUAGUUUUGUUAUAAAAAGGUGUUGUUACAAGUUUGAAUUAAGUAUUUUUUAGGUCUUCUUCAUGUAAACAAGGUACCAAAUUACGUAAAGUUUUGUCUUAAUUCGUAAGAAUUGGUUUGAACUCCAAAAAUUUUAGUCUCUUUGAAAUGUUAUUAAAGAUACAUAUAUAUUUUUAUUUGUAAUUAUUUGUUUGGAUUUGCCUGUUGCACAAAUCUAAGCAAUAGGCGCACGGGAAUACUUCUCCCUCUCACCCUAAAUCAUGAUGAUAUCUCUUUUAAAUUACCAAGAUAACCACCUGAAUAAUCCAUCAAACGUCCCAGAAACUGUAACACAAAGCCUCAAACAAAUUUAUGUCAACCUAAUUACUUGCACCAGUUUCGGACUUUUGCGCCAAUCGCUGCUCACCUAAAACGCUGGCAAUCAUCAAGCAGGAAGGGGUCGCACCUUUUUCUUUGGCAUCCUCCCGCACACAUACACUAACGCCUUCUCUGGCCUCGAAAAUUGUACUGCCACCCCAUCGGUGGUGGUGACCCUAUGAUAAUGUGGUCAAAGAUGAAGUCUGUGGUUCCUGUGGACUCGCAUUCUCCAUCGCUCUGUCCCAUUUUUAGCAUCGCCUGGAGCAGCAUCUUGCACAGCGCUCCGUAGCUGUUUAUCUUAUGAGGCGGGUGGCGGCGAAGACAUACUCUGGAAGACGUCAGAAUAAUAAUCGGAAUCGUGACCGAUUUUUGGUGCGGCGCGGUUGUUUUUCCCCCUGUGGUCGUCUGUGCUGCAAAAGCUGCUUUGUGGAGCUUGGCGGGGCACUGUUGUUGACCUCCAAUUUAGGUCAUGAGCCACAUAAACUUCUCGCGAGACGGGAAAGGGACCGAGAUGAAUGAGUCGCACAUUUUUGUAUUAUUUAUUUCGCUUGUCCCACAGCCAAAGGUUUGGGUUAGGUUUGGGCACAGGUAGAUAUGGGUAGGCACAGCGAAUCAAGAUCACAAUCAUCACAACAUCGCGCGAAACAUCACCACGCUUUCCAACACGCGCCAACAGAGAAGGCGUCAGUUCCUUCACCCUUUUGCUGGUGCAGAGGUUCGAGGGGGGGGGGGAUAAUAAGGCUUUUGUUUGUGUGUGUGUGCGUGGUAAGGGCGCGCACGCGGGGUAAGUUUGUUUUAGUCCGCCAGCAUUCCUGCGCCGUCCGGAACGCCGCACACCCUCGAUGACUGUCAUUAUUUUAUCAUUCGCGCGCGCCAACCCCCCCUGGUCGGACGUGUGACGGACGGUUGGCAGGUUCGCAACCGAGCGGCUGGGUGGAAUAAAAACGCACAAACUCUGGUGUGGGCCCUUUUGUGUUGUUUACUAACUAAUAAUUGUACCCACGCGAAGAAGAAGCUUUGCCCAGAUGGAGGUGGUGGUGUCGUCGUCGACGGCGAGACAGAUACAAAACGACGAGCCGGGAGAGACUUUGUGCGUGCUCAUGUACCGCUGGGAGCAAACACCUUCUUUGCCAACCCCGGAGCGCACUCAGUAGGGCAACAUUUGCGAGACGACAAACCACCGUCACGUCGUGUAAUUACUUCGCUUCCCAUUGAGCACCUUUCGGGUGGGGUUGGCGGGUGGCAAACACAAAAUUAAACAGCAGUCCGUCGGGUGGUCGUCCUGCUGGUUGAUGAGAGAGCAGCAGUAGCAACAAAAAAUUGAGUUGUAUUUUUAGUUUUCACGUUCACGUUUGUCUGUCAGUCCGACGCUCCGUUGAGGUCAGGCAUGAUCAUGAUCAUCAACGGUGAACGUGCGGUGGUGCAGCAGGAGAGAGGGAGUGUGCGGUUGUUUGAAAGCUUUGGGAAUUUGAGACUCUGCGGUGGAAAAGCCAGAUGCACUUUGCCAAAAAAUUGAAAUCAAGGUUCGGUCGGAAAUAGCCGGAAAAAAUAGGUCGUGCGGUGGUGUUUGUGUGGUUUUAAAUAGGGUGAAAAUCGUUUUGCGUGAGAAAGUAGAAAGAAUAAUGAAAGAAGAUGAAGAUGACGAUUCUCAGUAGUGUACAUUUACUCGAACGUUUUACUCUUCCCCUAAUGGAUUAGUGUUCUUGAUGAUGAUGUUUACGAUCUUUGCAAAAUAAUCUCGAUUUAGUAGAUUUGAGUAUUGAAUGUAUUGGACCACACAAUUAGUAAUUUUUCAUCCAAAUCAUAAUUGAAAUAGCAAAGAUAGUGCUUGCUAAUGUUUUGCGUUAAGAUUUGAAGUUUUAAUCUAAUUAAUGGGAUCUUUUAAAGAAUCAGAGAUUUUCAAGAUUGUUCACUUUAUCUUACACAGUUGGCACACUUUGUCGAGCGAUUUUGCUGUUAAUGUAAUUACAACACUGUAAUGUUUUGCGCAGCCUUAUAUCAAAUUUAUUAAAGUAAACAGAGUUGUCAUUAAUAGUUGUGAUUAAUCAUUUAAAGUCAUACAGUUUGCAUACUUUCUCGAAAUGUUGUGAUUUAAUGUCACGUCAAAAGCAUUACUUAUAAUUUCUUAAAGCUAUCAGGAAUGUCUAGUUGACACUAACCACAUAAUUUGCUAAAGAAAAAGCAAAUUGGAAGAUUCACCACUGUAUCUGAAAUAAAUGGCACACUUUCUCGAGUAUUUUUGUUUGAGUUUCCCAGGUCGCGUAUUGUGAAAUUCGGUAAAUAGCUCAGUAAUAAUAAGAGUAUUCACCACCCUAACUCGUAUUAUUGGCAUAUUUUCUAUGGAGUAUGGCUCAUUUAUGCCUUGUUUGCUACAUGAUUUAACACUAUGUACACAAGUCUGAACACUAGUCUCUUCAAUCCAUUAUAAUGUAACUUAUUCUCAAUCUCAUUGUGUAACAUCUGCGAUCACUAUCGCUUCAUUUAAUGCUGUUGGAUUUAGAGUCAAUUUCAAAACAAUUGUAUGAUUCAUUCCAGAAUCAGAACGGAUCUACAUCUGGAAUGAGAACUAUUAAAGCACACCAGAGUCAUGUUUUUUUUCCUGGUGAUUCAACUUACUAUGACGCCUGAGAUGAGCGCUUGAAACGUUUCCCUUCCAACCUUCAUGGAAAAAAACACUCCUCCCAUACGUGAUACCAUGCCAACGAAACAUUCCAAUUCGUUUACGUUUCCCUCCCGAUCAGUGCCUCAUUGCGUUCGAUGAAGUUGUAAACGUGUUCCUUCUGAUUACCGCACACCUCAAGCACACAAAAGCGGGAAGGGAUGCUCGUGUACGCUAUGCCAGCACUCCAACGAACAGUCCCUAAUGGUUGGCUCAUGCCUUUGUCGAGAUGAUUGCACUUUGAUCGUGCGCACACCCUGGGUUUGAACUUGAACUAAGAAUUGCUCCGAUUGUAGGCACGCAUUCCGAUCUUGCUCCGAUCUUGCUCUGGCUCGUAACAUACAUACACACACACACACCAAGAGCAGCAAAGCAGAGCGUAGCAAAGGCCUGAUAAGCCGUAUCGCGCACAAUGUUUGCCACGGGCGAUGGGGAUUAAAUCGCAAGCGCGAGAAACAUGCCCGUGCCACGUCGCCCUGGUGUGGUCGUGCCCCGUUACGACGUUCCAAUUCUGUCUGGUGGUACGGCUGCCCUGUGCUUGAUAAGAAAAAAAAGGAAAUAACACACAACCAGGGAGGAGAAUGCCUGUGUGUGUGUACGCUAAUCCGAGAACGGAACCAACCCUCGGAACGUCGCGAUCGCUGGCGGGUUUUCCUCUCGGAAGAUUCAAAUUCCUCCUCCUUUUUUUCUAGAAGGAAUUCAACGAACAAAACGUCGCUGAGUCUUGUGCGUGCAAACCCAACAAGAUACGCUCGAUGGGGAUGGUAUGUUGGUUCGGGCACGCAAUGCACCAACAGCAGCCCGUCCCCGGCCAAUUGUGUUGUCGUCAACGUCGCGAUGACUCAACUGCAGAACAACAUAGCAAGUGAAACGACGACGAUACAGUAGCGGCCAUAGCACAAUCAAGCUAUUGCCAGCUUGCCGGUAGCAUUUCUUUGCGGGCGCUGUUAAGCCGACUGCUUAAGGGGCGAGACGUGUCACAAUCGAAACGUCUUUGCUGUGGUGUACUCCGAAAGGGUUUGAAAGUGUGUUUUCUGGUGUGUUUCCGUUAGGCAAAUCGGUUGCCAGGAACGCGGGAACGGCUCCACAUCUCGUGUCAAACCUCCUGCGACAAAUCGAUAAAAAGCGACAAAUCGACGACAAACAAAAAAAAAACAGCAAAAGAAGAAGAAAAUAGGCAAAAAAACGAAAAAGAGUAUUACAAUAUUUACGACCCUUGUGCAAUUUUACGAAGGCGGCUCAAUUAAACAGCCGCCCGUAGCGGUAAUAAGGUGUAAACUAACCGUGCAAAACGAACGAAGGAGUGUGCUCCGCGAGGGAAGCGAAAUUUCGUAGCGAAAUUGAUCGAGUUAAAGCCACUAGUGAAAGUGCAACACAGCCCCCCCCACACAACAACAGUGAUCGAAAGCGAAAAGUUAAUUGAAUUUAACGAAUAAAAGCGGCUUCUCUGUGUCUUUUUCUCUCUCUCCCCCUCGGUGUAUCGGUUUUUGGGUAGUGCGGUGUGUGGUGUGUCUGCCGGGCGGUAGUGUACGCCUUUGGCAAGUGUGUCGUAAUCGGCUAGUUGGUCUGUGAAAGUGGCCUAGUGUGUGUGUGUGUGUGUGUGGAUCGUGUCCUUCGGGUCGUGUUUCCAUCAGCCGGAUCGAUCGGUGGCGGGAAGGAGUAAUUGCAAAGGGAGUGCCACUGCCGACAGCGGGAAGACUCGACGGCUAGCAGCAGCGGCAGCACCACGGACCAGCCGGAGGAGGACAUUUUUUAUCUACAAUUAUCAGCAGAUCAAAACAUGAAAAUGGUGUUGUCACAACGGCAGCGCGAGGAGCUUAACCAAGCGAUUGCCGAUUACCUGGGAAGCAACGGAUACACAGACGCGCUGGAAGCGUUCCGGAAGGAGGCGGACAUGCCGAACGAGAUCGAGCGCAAGUACGGCGGGCUGCUCGAGAAGAAGUGGACCUCCGUCAUCCGGCUGCAGAAGAAGGUGAUGGAGCUGGAGGCGAAGCUGUCCGAGGCGGAGAAGGAGGUGAUCGAGGGCGCCCCGACCAAAGCGAAGCGCACGCCGAGCGACUGGAUACCGCGCCCGCCGGAGAAGUUUGCGCUCGCCGGCCACCGGGCGACGGUCACGCGCGUUGUCUUUCAUCCCGUCUUCAGCAUGAUGGUGUCCGCGUCGGAGGACGCCACGAUCAAGGUGUGGGACUUUGAGACGGGCGAAUACGAGCGCACGCUCAAGGGCCAUACGGACUCGGUACAGGAUUUGGCAUUCGAUUCGCAAGGCAAGCUGCUCGCCUCCUGCAGCUCGGAUCUAUCGAUCAAGCUGUGGGAUUUCCAGCAGACGUACGAGUGCGUCAAGACAAUGCACGGGCACGAUCACAACGUGUCGUCGGUUUCGUUCGUGCCGGCCGGCGACUUCCUGCUCUCCGCGUCCCGUGACAAAACGAUCAAGAUGUGGGAGGUGGCCAGCGGCUACUGCGUCAAGACGUUCACCGGCCAUCGGGAGUGGGUGCGUAUGGUGCGGGUAAACGUGGACGGCUCGCUGAUGGCCUCCUGCUCGAACGACCACUCGGUACGGGUAUGGCAGACGAACUCCAAGGAGUGCAAGGCUGAGCUGCGCGAGCACGAGAAUACGGUAGAGUGCAUUGCCUGGGCCCCGGAAUCGGCAGCAGCGGCUAUAAACGAGGCAGCCGGAGCAGACAACAAGAAGGGUGCACACCAAGGCCCAUUCCUGGCAUCGGGAUCGAGAGACAAAACGAUCAGGAUUUGGGACGUCAGCUCCGGCUUGUGCCUGUUUACGCUGGCCGGCCACGACAAUUGGGUGCGUGGUAUCGUGUUUCACCCCGGCGGCAAGUACAUGAUUUCCGCUAGCGACGACAAAACGCUACGCAUUUGGGAUCUACGCAACAAGCGUUGCAUGAAAACGCUCUACGCGCACUCACAUUUCUGUACAUCUUUGGAUAUGCAUAAGUCCCAUCCUUACGUCAUAUCCGGCAGCGUGGACACGACGGUUAAAGUUUGGGAGUGCCGCUAAGUCAAAUCCCCCGAUCCGCCCCCUCUCCCGUACACGACGCCACCUGACCAACUAACCCCAACUCUACCCCAGGUUGGCUGGCAGCUUGUUACUUUGUGUGUGUGUGUAUGUGUGUGUGGGUCCAACGGGAGACUCAUUGGCGCUUUCUGUUUUAUGUUCGCUCUUCGACAAAGCAAAGCAAAUUAAACAACCACAGCCACACACCGUAUUGUGGGCCUGGAAGGAUCCGUGGAUUGGCAAAGCAGGAGGACCCACGGACCACAGUUAUCCAGCAUCGGCAAGCAGGCACCGUCAUCACCACCAUCAUCAUCAGCAUCAUCCUUAUCGUGGAUACGUUUUCAUUGCGAUGUGUGCACCUGUGCGCAUGGUUUGUGUUCAGUUUGUGUUGCCGUCCUCUGUUUAGGGUGGUGUAGAAGGUGGGUUUACAAUGAGCGGAGGCAAUGCAAGCAAAACUGUGAAAGAUAGAUGAUACAUGAUAACAAGCGAGAGGGAAAGAGGAGAAAGGGAUGUUUUAGUUCAAUAUUAGUUUACGUUUUGUUCUAUUUUACUCAUAUUGAUCCAAUGAAUAUUGUCAGUGGCGGUACGGAUGUUUAGUAACAUACACACACAAACUGUCGUUAGCCCAACCUUUAGCGCUGGUUCAUGCGUGUUCCUUCGUGCUCCUCCUUCUUAGAGCCGCUGGCUGUUAAACUCUCCAGCAAACCGUUAGCUUUUUCUCUGGGUUUAGACAAACUGGUUAGAAUUGUGAAAACGAGAUCAUGUUUGCAAUUAUUGCUAAAUCAAAAUGCUACACUAAUAGAGUGGAUACACACAACAAUUACACCACCACUCCCUUUGCCACAUCAAAUUGGAAACAGAAAACGCAACUCAUUACGAUAUAAUAAUUAUUAGAGAGCAAAGCAUACACACAACAACAACAAAAAGAAACAUACACAUUUUACAAUUUGUCGAUGCGCUGAUCAAAUGAGGAGGAAACUUGAAGUAGGUGGUACACGCUUGUGCCCGUUAAAAACCAGAAUCGAUGGCAAGGGCAGUACAGCGCAGGCAGACACGAGCUCAUUUUCACUCCUCAAUUUGCUAGCUAGCGGAAGGUAGGGAAACCCCUUUGAAGAGCGAAAGGAUAAAACAUGUUUCGAACCACCCGGAGUGGAGGCGAAAGCGAAUCCAGAAAGAGGAGAGGCAGUAGCGGAAUAAUGGCAAUUGGUGGCCUGAACAGCGCAGCACAGUGCAAUGCAACUAUCUAUGUGGAAGGAGGGAGGCAAGCAUUAUUAAUAACACAAUAUACUUACGGUUAUCAAAAAGAAAAAUGGGGCACGGUGGGAGGAACAAUAUUGAACGUCAAAUUGAAACAUUAGCAAGAGCGUGGAGCCUAUAGGAGCAGCAGGGUGGGAGAAUGGUGUAGGAUUUCGGGCAGAAGCAGAAGCAAACCGGCACGCUAAGUCAAGACGGAAGCAGGUCUACAACCUCACCGAACAACCGAAUGGUCCGCCAGUGCGCGCGAGAGAGCCGCACGAAACACCAGCAAAACCGAAACAGCCGCCGACAACGCGCGCGCGCGCCACCCCAUCCGUGUGUGCUCUUCCCUGUCGAUUCUUCUCCGACUGCUCCCCGGGCCGUUACAAUGUGGAUCUCUGACUCUUUGGCAUGUAUGAUAGCGCUUUGGCAUUGCCGAUGCUACGAUGUAGUUGUGCAUGGGAGAAAGGUGUUCAUUUAACACCUUUUGUGAGCUUUGGCUCUUGAGUUUUGGAGUUGUAUGAUUACUUGCUGGCCAUGCCUGCCUUAUUGGUUGCAUCAUCUAUGAUUAUCACGGUCCAAAGGAACUUGCACCUUAAAAUUGCUGAAAGGAACACAUUUUGAUAGUUUUUUGCAUUCCCCUACUUGUUGGGAGGCGGUUUUCCACCAACUUGCUUGACACUAUUGAAUAGAACAAAACAACAAACUAAAUAAACUGCAUAUCUCUGUCAUCUCUUACGGAGAAGAUUUGUGGGCCCAUCCCCGGGAAGGGACGGAUUUGGCAUCGAUCGUCCGCCCUCUCCGCGUACACUCGUCUAAUUGCUUCAUCCUUGUAAAAUUGGCUUUGUUUUGUCGAAGGCUGUUUGUACAUAGUGCGAAUAGUAAAGUUUAAUAAGAAUUUUGUUUUAGAAUGAGCUGAACAAAUCAACGCUCUCCCAGUCGCGUCGCGGGUUAGUUUUUAUGUGUGUGUGUGUGUGUGCGAGAGUUGCAUAAACCAACCUCCGUGUGUGGUGGUGGCGACCCUUUUCGAGCUUUCGAAGGGUUGCCGCGGGGGGUGCAAUCUUUCACGAUUGCUAUUCUUUACAACCGGCACACAAACCCCCCCCCCCCCCUCACAGUUCAUAUAAUGUAAAUAUUGUUACUGCACGUAAACAAACACGAACACGUUAUAUACGCAGACCCUGUUGCAGAUGUUGUGUGCCUGUCUAGUGCGACAAUUGAUGAUCGAUCGGUCGACUUGGUUGGCAGCAAAAACCGGAGCAAGAAAAGACGGAAGGCAUCGUAUGUGGAUGUGUGUGUGAGUGUGUCAGUGGCGUGAGUGGUGGUGAUGAUGAGAUGGUCAUAGGACAUCACAUCCUACUACCCUCACGCCGUCGAGAAACGGCAACGGUUUUACGGCGUCAUCGGUGCCGCUCGCUGGAAGCAAGGUGUAAACUGCGGAAAUGUGUGUGAGUGUGUGCGACUUGUUUCAUACUAUUUAAAUUAUUAAAACCUAUUUCUAAAAUGCCCUCUUAUAUAAUUGCUAUGGCAAGCGGAAGAAGAAGAAAACAAACACAGAAAAAAGGAAGAAAAAACAUAGAACAUCAAGAGGUGUGUAGGAAAGAACCGCGCAAACUUGGUGCGCGAACCCCCGGCGGCAAGCGAUUAGAAAGAGAGAGAGAGAGAGGGAGAGUGCAAGCUAGGAGCUGCAAACGAAAACAUAAUAAUUACACACACACAACUGCUAAUACUACUAUUAUUAUGAUUACCUAUUAUAAUUGCUACGAAUAAUGGUGUUUUUCUACCCGUUGCUGUGAGGGAAAGAUUUAAGCGCGAGAGAGAAGGCAACGGUAAUAAUACGCGGAAUAGUGUUAAACGCGAUCUAAUACGCAAGCGAAUGCGCGCCUUGACACGCGAACAUGGGGCGAUUUGUAUGUGUGUGUAUGUGUUUGUGAUGCGUUAGUGUGUCACUUGAAAAGCGUUGGGUGGGGAAAUGGCCCGGCUCUUCUUAAGCCGCGCUCAAUGUCAGCAAAUGCUCGAAAUGUGCCGAAAUGCUAAAUGUCCCCGAAAAGAACAGCAAAGCCGCGAAAAAAGGUGAAACGAGCGAAAUGAAAUGUGUUCCAUCGAGUAAAAAAAUAAAACAAACGGAAGCAUCAGAUCAAGUGAGAAUGGCACGCGUCGAAUGGCUUCAGGUCACCCCACCGCCGCCCCCGCCUCCCUGCGUUGUUCCAUCUGGCUGGUGGAACCCGGAGCGUGAUUUGGUUUUAUUUCCUUCAUGGUAAAUAAAAUUUAAAUCUUAAACGACGACCUCAACGGAAAGGUGUGAUUUGAAAAUAAAGGAGAGCGGAAAAGGGAAUCAGUAAUAACAGACACACACACGCAAAAGCGAACGUUACACACACAAACACACGCAUCGUUCCGGGAGUGCAUGUCAAGGACCGCAUAGAGAGUUCUGUAAUAAUAUUCUUAAAGAAAGAUAUAAAACAGCAAGCAGAAACGGCUAAACAAACAAAACAAAACAAAACAAAAAAAGAACCUACGCGUUAUUAAAAAGCAAACGAAACGGGAUUAUAAUUUUGAAGAAACAAAAAUAUAUAUUAUGGAAAACAUUGACAGUGAAAGCGAGAAGUGAGAUAGCGACAGCGAGAAAGCGAGAAAGAGAGACAGAGAGGAAGAGAGAAAGCGAGAGAGUGCAAAUAUAUUUAAAGUUUUAUUAUUUUCCCCCUCCUCCUCCUUUUGUUCAUUCCGUUCGGUUGAUUUCUACCUUGGAACGUUAUUUUCUAGUUAAGAAAGUUUCGGAACAACGGAAUGGAAUUCAUCCCUUGAUUAGUUCUCAAUGCUUAUAAGGAAAAUGCUCAGUAAAAAUUCCAAUUGCUAUUUAA